AUGGAGGGAGUGGAGGAAGGGCUGGAUAUAUAUAGAGAGGAGGAAGAACUGGAUAUAUAUAGAGAGGAGGAAGAACUGGAUAUAUAUAGAGAGGAUGAAGUGGAGGAAGUGAACAUUACCCCCGAAGAUGCCGCUUUAUAUAAAUUGGCCCAUGAGCUGUUCGAUAAUGCCAUGAACGGCCAGUGGGAAGAAGUUGUGGGGGUCUAUAGAUCAUCAGAGAAUGUUCAUGAUAUGCGUAUCACCAAAAUUGGGGACACCGCUCUACAUAUCGCUGCUUCGGAUGGCGAAACAGAAAUUGUGCUGCACUUGUUACGGAUCAUUGGAAACGAUGCAUCCAGGAUAUUGCAAAUAAAAAACAAGAAAGGCAACACACCUCUCCAUUUAGCUGCUGAAGUGGGGGAUGUGGAAACGUGUCACGCAAUGGCCACCAAAGACCGCAAACUCGUGUCGUCUCGCAACGAUAAGAAUGAGACCCCUCUCUUCUUGGCAGCUCUUAAGAGCAAGGAAUGUGGCUUAUCUCCCCUGCAUAUUCUAGCCAAUACUCCAUCAGCAUUCAAAAGCAGUAGCCGCCUUAGACUGUUCGAUCGUCUCAUAUACCAAUGUUUGAUUGCUGAAGAACUGAAAGGGCAAGAAGCUAAAUCAUGGGGAAAUAGGAUAUGUUCUUCUCUAAGUCUAGCUAAGAGAGGAAAUAAAAAGGAAGAUGCAGAGAAUCCCCAACAAAAGAACAGCUCAAUGCAAGGUACAAACCAACGAGAGGAACAGGGGAGACAAAGGCAUCCCAAUUAUAUUUAUGCAUCAUUUGUUACAAUUUGCUACUUAAUCACGGAGGCUUUGGUAGAGAUGUAUCGUUUUCUGCGAGGACUUUUGGGAAUUUCGAGCAUACAGAAAAUCCACCAAGACAAAAGGAAACAUAAAUGGGCCACUCAGGUCAUGAAUCAAUUGCUUGACCAUACUUCUUCAUACAUGUAUGCACAAAAUCCCAAAGAAACUCGACCAACAGAUGAAUCAAAAAUUACACAAGUUCCUAAACCUCCCGAAUUAGAGAAGCCCGAAUUAGAUACAAAGAGGAAGAAGGACAAAAACGUGGGAGAUAAGCAAAUGAAAAGGCAGCUGAUGACACCAAUAUUAAUUGCAGCAAAGAUGGGAGUGAGCGAAAUGGUGGAGAAAAUCCUAAAAAAAUUUCCAGUGGCUAUUCACGAUGUGGACUCAGAAAACAAGAAUGUUGCGCUCCUGGCAAUUGAGAACAGGCAAUCCCAUGUUCUCAAGUUACUGCUGAUGGAGAAAAAGAAAUCAAUCGCAAACUUGUUACGUCAGGUGGACAUCAAAGGCAACAAUGCAUUGCAUCUUGCUGCUAAAUAUGGAAGUUAUCGGCCAUGGCAUACUCCAGGUGCGGCACUGCAAAUGCAGUGGGAACUCAAGUGGUAUAUGGUUGUCAAAAACUCCAUGCGACAUCAUUUUGUUCGCAACAACGAUGAAGGUAAGACACCACAGGAGAUCUUCACAACCUCACACAAACAUCUUCGAAAAGAAGGCAGUGAUUGGCUAGUCAAAACCUCCGAAUCAUGCUCUGUGGUUGCUGCGCUCAUUGCAACAGUUGCCUUCGCAACAUCAGCAUCUGUACCGGGCGGACUGGAUGAUAAAACUGGUUCACCGGUUUUCGAAGACAAGCCGGCAUUCAAUGCCUUCACCAUCUCAUCACUGCUUGCUCUCUGCUUGUCGGUAACUGCCCUGGUCUUCUUUCUUUCAAUUAUUACGUCUCGAUACGAAGUAGAUGAUUUUUCCAUCAGCUUGCCUCGGAAACUUUUGCUGGGUUUAACAUCACUCUUCGCAUCUAUAGCUUCCGUAUUAGUCUCAUUCUGCACAGGGCAUACGUUUCUCCUUAAUCAACAACUGAGACACGUGGCAUAUCCAUUAUAUGCAACAACUUGCAUUCCGAUCACAAUAUUCGCUCUUGCCCAACUGCCCCUCUACUAUGAUCUCAUAAAGGGAAUCUUCACAAAGGUUCCACAACAGACAUACAUGGAGUAA
This is a messenger RNA of Prunus armeniaca (apricot), 2028 nucleotides long. The record is from the annotation of a GenBank genome assembly. Lineage: Eukaryota; Viridiplantae; Streptophyta; Magnoliopsida; Rosales; Rosaceae.